Pygoscelis adeliae (Adelie penguin) is the source of this 3678-nucleotide messenger RNA. It is a transcript of the gene HNRNPA3, whose product is annotated as heterogeneous nuclear ribonucleoprotein A3. The transcript is spliced from 12 exons. Bases 43 to 1218 code for a protein of 391 amino acids. Gene Ontology annotation, molecular function: RNA binding. The record is from RefSeq and is a predicted model, not a curated record. NCBI's taxonomy places the organism in Eukaryota, Metazoa, Chordata, Aves, Sphenisciformes, Spheniscidae.
CCUAGAUCUAAAAGAAAGGCUGAGUUAGAGUACCCUUCCAAAAUGGCUGCUCUUAAGGAAGAGAGAGAUGUGGAAGACUACAAGAGGAAAGGAAGACGAUCCUCACAGCAGAAAUACCGUAGACUGAAUAAGGGCCAUGAGCCAAAGGAGCCGGAGCAGUUGAGAAAGUUGUUCAUUGGAGGUCUGAGCUUUGAAACAACAGAUGAUAGCUUGAGAGAGCACUUUGAAAAAUGGGGCACACUCACGGACUGUGUGGUGAUGAGAGACCCACAAACAAAACGUUCCAGAGGCUUCGGCUUUGUGACUUACUCUUGUGUGGAGGAGGUGGAUGCUGCCAUGAGUGCUCGACCACAUAAGGUUGAUGGACGCGUGGUUGAACCAAAGAGAGCAGUUUCGAGGGAGGAUUCUGUAAAGCCUGGGGCACAUCUCACAGUAAAGAAAAUAUUUGUUGGUGGAAUUAAAGAAGAUACAGAAGAAUAUAAUUUAAGGGAGUACUUCGAAAAAUACGGCAAGAUUGAAACCAUAGAAGUCAUGGAAGACAGGCAAAGCGGAAAGAAAAGAGGCUUCGCUUUUGUAACUUUUGAUGAUCAUGAUACAGUUGAUAAAAUUGUUGUUCAGAAAUACCAUACUAUAAAUGGACAUAACUGUGAAGUGAAAAAAGCACUCUCAAAACAAGAGAUGCAGACUGCUAGCUCUCAGAGAGUAAAAUAUUUUUUAGGUCGUGGGGGUGGCUCAGGCAACUUCAUGGGUCGUGGAAACUUCGGAGGCGGUGGAGGGAACUUUGGCCGAGGCGGAAACUUUGGUGGAAGAGGAGGCUAUGGGGGUGGUGGUGGCGGUGGUGGGAGCAGAGUAAGCUUUGGGGGUGGUGACGGAUACAAUGGAUUUGGUGAUGGUGGCAACUAUGGAGGUGGUCCUGGCUACGGCAGCAGAGGAGGUUAUGGUGGUGGCGGAGGACCAGGAUAUGGAAACCCAGGUGGUGGAUAUGGAGGUGGAGGAGGAGGAUAUGACGGCUACAAUGAAGGAGGAAAUUUUGGUGGUGGUAAUUAUGGUGGAAGUGGAAACUACAACGAUUUUGGCAAUUACAGUGGACAACAGCAGUCUAACUAUGGUCCCAUGAAAGGUGGUGGCAGCUUUGGUGGCAGAAGUUCAGGCAGUCCCUAUGGUGGUGGUUAUGGAUCUGGAAGUGGAAGUGGGGGCUAUGGUGGUAGAAGAUUCUAAAAAUGCUACCAGAAAAAGGGCUACAGUUCUUAGCAGGAGAGAGAGCGAGGAGUUGUCAGGAAAGCUGCAGGUUACUUUGAGACAGUCGUCCCAAAUGCAUUAGAGGAACUGUAAAAUCUGCCACAGAAGGAACGAUGAUCCAUAGUCAGAAAAGUUACUGCAGCUUAAACAGGAAACCCUUCUUGUUCAGGACUGUCAUAGCCACAGUUUGCAAAAAGUGCAGCUAUUGAUUAAUGCAAUGUAGUGUCGAUUAGAUGUACAUUCCUGAGGUCUUUAUCUGUUGUAGCUUUGUCUUUCUUUUUUCUUUUUAUUUUCCCAUUACAUCAGGUAUAUUGCCCUGUAAAUUGUGGUAGUGGUACCAGGAAUAAACAAAUUAAGGAAUUUUUAACUUUUCAAUAUUUGUGUAGUUCAGUUUUUCCACAUUUAGUACAGAGAACUCUAUUAUAACAGAAAUAAAAUGUAGUUUAGGGUGUUUCCUUGUUAGUCAAUAGAGAGGAUUAAUGCAUUUCUCAAUUACUAUUUUGUAUUAAUUUAAAGUUAACAAUAGAAACACCUAUUGAUUUGCAGUCUUAAGGGGUCUAGUCUCAGUGUAUAUAUGUAACUGUCAUUGACAUGAGUUACAUAGGCAUACAGAGGGAAAACAUCUGUAUGUUGCAUUAUAGUUUGUUUAGAUGUAUAACUAGGAUUGAGUUACUCAAAUUAGUGUUUGUGAAUUAUAGAACUAAGCUUUACCUUAAUGAAAACUUCAAAUUACUUUUUGGUUUGUGCAUAUUUUUUUAAUUUGUAGUUCUGUAUUAGUACUAGCGCUUCAAGAAAAUAAGGCAUGAUAAAUAUUUUAACAAGACCAACUUUAGACACAUUAAAGCUGUCUCCCGUCUCAUUUGAGAUGUAUAAGGGAUAACUGCAGUUGCUUAAGUCUUGGGUGAAGAGAAAAAGAAACUUGCUUUUUACCUUUAUAUUUAUUGUAAUUCCCGAGAAGUUAAGGUGGGGGGAAUCAAGUGCCUGUUUCCUUGGGAUAUACAAUGAUUCUGUUUCAAUAAAACUAUACUUUGGGGAGGGUGGCUUGGAAUUUUCAUCCCCUUCCUUUGUCCCCGUUUCCCUCUCCCUCACACCAGACUGCGCUGUUUCAAUUAAAUGAGGCGUCAUAGUGAGAGUAAUAGGUGUGUUCCUCAAUAACUUAAUGGCUAUAUACUUUCUUGCAUGCACCCUAGGCAAUUUUCUGGACACAUUCUUCUGACUGGGAGCCAAGGGUAGCACAGGUGUAAUCACUGACAGUCCCAGGUAAUGCGUUCCAAAAGCCCGUUCACGAUGGGCUCUAAGUAGUAUAGUGUUGAAGCUUCUGCCCUUGCGAAUGUCUACGCUCAGCUAAGAGCUCGAAGAUAAAACGAAACACGAUCUAGUUGUAUUUUACUGACUAGAAACACUUCCCACGAUGUAGAAUGGUACAGUCUUGAGUUUCCACAGGUAGAAUGAUAGUGUGUUACAAUUUGAUUUGAUGCACUGGAGUAGCAAAUCUUAUCAGCACAUAUGGCUAGAAAUUGUACUCGAUUCUCACUUGUGACCUCCAAAUUCAGGCACUACGCUCUGUCCUGUUCUCAGCUGAUGUGAAUUCUCUCUCGACUAUUGCCAGGACAGAGCUUUCUGUCAAUUCAGACUCAGAAGAGUAGGGACCCAGUCAAUAGAAGAAAUACUCAGACACUUGACAAUAUGCUAUUGGAAUUAUUCACACCUGUUUCGCUUCUGGGUCAAUGUGCAGUAUAAGGUAAAUGCGAUUCCAGUGUAGGAAUGAAUCUGCAAAGAUGUAUGAAAUGGCUCGAGGCAUAAUCAGUCAUAUUAAUAAUGAAUUAUAAUUUUAAGAAGUAGUAGAAAAAUGAGUGUGUUGUUUGAAAAAAAAAAAAAUUAAACAAUGUUAUUUAAACACUGUUAUUGGAGUGUAUUUAGACCGCAGUACACCAAAACAAGGAACCGGUGUCAAGAUGGUAGCCUCCAAACUGGAUUUCAAAGUCUGCUUAUUCUUUUCGUGGAGUUUUAAAAGAUCUCUAAAGUUAAAGCAAGAAUUGGUGAUUUUAGUGAACGCUUCUGUUGUUGUACAUACUAAUUUGGGCUUGGGGUGGGGGGGGAGGCUGUGUUUCAAUAAAGGCAUUUUUUAAACAACCCAUUUGGAGUUUGAAAACAUUGAAAACUAAACCGCAACUCACUAGGGAGUGAGCCACCUAACUACCGACUUGCUUUGUACGUUGCUACGCCUAGAAGAUGUGUAGACUUGUACCUGGGGCCUGCAUCUGAUUGCAGGGACAACUGGAGGAUGGGGUUGAUGUCCCUUCUGACAAUUGAUCUGGUAUUUCUAAAUUUUUUUAGAAUGUAUUGACAGUGUUCUUUUUAACAGGGCCUCUUGUAGCUGUACUGUGACAACAAUGUUAACUUUGAAAAAUAGUGUCAUAAUAAACUUUAUGAACAAGA